Molecule: messenger RNA, 397 nt
Organism: Anopheles maculipalpis
Lineage: Eukaryota; Metazoa; Arthropoda; Insecta; Diptera; Culicidae
Product: peritrophin-1-like
Exons: 2
Coding region: 87-368 (93 amino acids)
Cellular component (GO): extracellular region
Molecular function (GO): chitin binding
Source: RefSeq, a predicted model, not a curated record
AGGCAUAUAAAAUAGUCUAUCUGGGCACCAUUCGUCAGUAGUCUUGUUUCAUUCAAACGGUGUUAAUAGUCAUUAAAAUUAAAAUCAUGAAAGGAGUUGGUGCACUAGUGGUGCUCGCUACGUUCGCAGUAGCCGUCCAGGCGCUGGACAUUCCUCUUACCUGUCCGGAAAAGGAUGACAUCUUUAACCCGGUUCAUAUUCCACACUUUACCGACUGUACGAAAUUUUACAAGUGUUUCAACGGGAACAAGUAUGAGAUGAAUUGUCCCGAAGGUUUGCACUGGAACAUUGAGCAGGAUUACUGUGAUUUCCCGGAGCAGGCAAACUGUGAGCGACCGCUACAAAUCGAUCCGAUAAGUUUGGUUUAAGUAGUGCAAUAAAUCCUUUUUUGCAUUUU